GCUUUAAAUCAGCGGGACUCUCCUGGGUUUUUCAGCCAUCGUUUCAAAUUGUGAAAAAAAAAUAAUUUAUCUUUAAUUGUUAUUUUCAGUUUUACAGAAUUUUUGGAUCCAUUCCAGCGGGUUAUCCAGCCGGAAGAGAUCUGGUUGUAUAAAAAUCCUUUGGUGCAAUCAGACAACAUACCUACGCGUCUUAUGUUUGCAAUUUCCUUCCUUACGCCACUAGCAGUCAUAUUUGUGGUGAAAAUAAUCCGGCGAACAGACAAGACUGAAAUUAAAGAGGCUUUCUUAGCUGUUUCCUUGGCUCUAGCUCUGAAUGGCGUCUGCACAAAUACUAUUAAAUUAAUAGUGGGAAGACCGCGUCCCGAUUUCUUUUACCGCUGCUUUCCAGAUGGAGUAAUGAACUCUGAAAUGCACUGCACAGGUGACCCAGAUCUGGUGUCUGAAGGCAGAAAAAGCUUUCCGAGUAUCCACUCUUCCUUUGCAUUUUCAGGCCUUGGCUUUACCACCUUCUACUUAGCGGGAAAGUUACACUGCUUCACGGAAAACGGCCGGGGGAAGAGCUGGCGACUUUGUGCAGCAAUUCUCCCGCUCUACUGUGCCAUGAUGAUUGCCCUGUCGCGUAUGUGUGAUUACAAACAUCACUGGCAAGAUGCUUUCGUUGGAGGGAUCAUUGGCCUCAUUUUUGCUUAUAUUUGCUACAGACAACACUACCCUCCUUUGGGUAAUACAGCUUGUCAUAAAUCUUACGUCAGCCUGCUAGAUCAGAACUCUGUGAAGAAAGAAGAGAGACCUACAGCAGAUAAUGCUACUGGCCUGCCUCUAGAAGGAAUAACUGAAGAUAUCCUGUGAAAAUGCAGGCAAAUGUUCCAGGCCACAUCUGGGCAGUUGAACAUUUCUUUAGCUGGAGCAGAUGGAUAAAGCGAUCAAGACAGCGUUGACCAACGACCAUUAUUACGGUGCUUUAGACUGGAGGAGACUGCUGCCAUAAUUAUAAUUUAUGUGUUCCUGUUGGAAUAUGUAUUGGCCUUGUGGGCAUUUUGUGAUUCAAUCAGCUCAGUGUCUUUAUGGCUUGUCAUUUACUUUUCUCAACGGUAAGCUUUAUAGAUUUUUUUUUUUUUGAGAAGAGCUACUUCCUGAUUGGCAACACUUGAAUUUUUAUAGAAAGCAAGUAAAUUAGAAUCCCUUUAAAAAGAAAUGUAAUAGUUGUGUACAAGAGGAUGCUAUGUAUAAAUUUAUAUGAUAUUUGGAAAUAACUAUAAAUAGGAAAUGACAUUAAGGAACAGAAUGUAAUAGGCAUGAACCCAGGACAGUUCUGCAGAAAUAGGGCCUGAUCUCCUUGUAAAACUGAUACCAGUUUGACUGCAUCAGUUUGAGGUAGGAUUUUUUUACUGACAGUUACAGUAUCCUGAGCCCUAGGAUAGAGACAGUUACCCAAAUAUAACUGUGGUUUUGCUGGUGUAUAUAUGCUAGUUCACAAAAAUAGCAUCAGCAAAGCACAAUUUUUCUGGCAUUGCAUUUGCACUGAAUUUGACAGAACACUCCUCUAGUGAAAUUGAGGUCUUAUGCUAGAAAUCCACACAGUUAAGUGGAGGUUUAAUCUUUCUAUAAAGUUUUUAAACCAUCCUACAGAAUUCCGUAACAGGGAUAUCAUUUUCUAUUACUUCAUACGGGAGAAUUAAUGAAAGCCCUAGAGUAAGAGUACCAUGUCUUUACAUUGUGUAGGGCUUAGCCAUUAGCUUUUUCUUUCAGCAGGAACCCUAGUCUUCCAGGUUAUAUGCAAAUGUUAAAAAAAAAAAUAUCAUAAAUCAAAAUUAGGAGUUUAAUACUGAUGCAUAGAGCAUUUUGCAUGUUUUUAUAUAGACCUGGCUUAUUCUCAAAAAUGAGUGGGGCCUCCUAACUGUGCUGUACACAUUCCCAGUAUUUUAAUGGCUUUUGAUACAAACAAGCUAUCUUCUUUGGGAUGGGGAAAGCUUAUACAGUCCUCAAAUGAGCAGUGGCUGUUAAAAGAUUGGAAUACGAAGUGUAAUGCAGCAGAAAUACUUACAUUGCAAGAGCGAUUGGUGAACUUUGCAAAGCAGUAAAGAAUAAUAUAUUUUAAUGGGAAUAACUAAACCGAAAGUCAUAAAAUAGACAAUGUAAACGCUUUGAUUAAAAUGUAAUUAAAAUUAUGAAAGACUUAAUGAAAUGAAACUUGUGGAGGGAUCUGUAGGCGCUGUAAUUACCAGUGCAAAGUCAGUGUAGGGAAGGCAUUUUUGUGGAUCAAUGUAUUUUAAUCUCAUGCUUUCUCGGUGUGAAGGAAAUGUAAUGUUGUAAUGCACCAAUAAAACAACACAUUAAUGUGGGUUUGUA
Molecule: messenger RNA, 2349 nt
Organism: Athene cunicularia (burrowing owl)
Lineage: Eukaryota; Metazoa; Chordata; Aves; Strigiformes; Strigidae
Gene: PLPP4
Product: phospholipid phosphatase 4
Exons: 7
Coding region: 193-849 (218 amino acids)
Biological process (GO): phospholipid metabolic process
Molecular function (GO): phosphatidate phosphatase activity
Source: RefSeq, a predicted model, not a curated record